Molecule: messenger RNA, 555 nt
Organism: Osmia bicornis bicornis
Lineage: Eukaryota; Metazoa; Arthropoda; Insecta; Hymenoptera; Megachilidae
Product: dynein light chain Tctex-type 5-like
Exons: 4
Coding region: 1-555 (184 amino acids)
Biological process (GO): microtubule-based movement
Cellular component (GO): cytoplasmic dynein complex; cytoplasm
Molecular function (GO): dynein intermediate chain binding
Source: RefSeq, a predicted model, not a curated record
AUGCAUGCAUCAAGCAAGCAAGCCAUCGUUGAGUUUAGCACAUCGAAAAGUCGUCCCUCGUACAGCACCUUACCAAGAUCCAGCACCAGACAAACCAUUGUCGAUAGUAAGAAAAGAUUGCUGUCGAAGGUCUCUGUUCUCGGUUUACUAGGGAGUCGUGUGUUCUUUCAUAAACGUGGUGAUCGGGUGAAGAUCCCGAGAUAUCAAAACACCUAUCGUCUCGAACCAUUUCACGCCUUCCAUGCACACGACGUUGAUAUUCUUGUGAAAAAUAUCAUGGAGAGAAAAUUGGAGACAGUGACAGCUUACGAUCCGAAUCAGACGUCCAAAUGGUGCAUGGACAUUGGAACCGAUAUACAAAAAGCAAUCUUCAAGAAGGAUUACGACAGGUAUAAAAUAGUGACGCAGGUGGGUAUUAUACAACGUCUUGAUCAAAGCAUUCACACGAGCUUCCAGUGUCUCUGGGACGUGGAACGUGACAAUUAUUCCUACUACGUUUAUGAGAACAACCACAUAUACGCUUGGUGUAGCGUGUUCGGUAUAUAUUACGAGUAA